AUGAAUCGCUCACAGCAAAAAUACCGACUACAUAGCAACAAUAGGUAUAUCCAGUUUACAGAUAGCAUCUUUCAGAUCAUGGUUUUCCAAACUGGAUCUGACAAUAGGGAGUCAAUUGGUUAUGGACACAUUGUACCCAAAACAGAUCUGGGUCGACUAACUACAAUGAUCUAUGCCCUUUUCGGUAUCCCCCUGGUUCUCUUGUGCGUGGCCAAUUUGGGUGGAUUUUUGGCCAAAUGUGUUCGUCUGAUUUAUCGCCACACUUGUUUACGACUCUAUCAACGCCAACGUCGUAAACGAAUGCUAGAACGCAUAGCGAACGAAAAGCAUCGAUCGAAUAUCUCGAACUCCGGGGGCAAGAAUGAAGAAUCUUCGUUCAAGAGAGAAAUAAGUGUUCCUAUCUGGCUCACUCUACUCAUUUUCAUCAUAUAUUUGAUUGUGGGCGCCAUUAUUUUCGCUCACUGGGAAGUGUGGAGUUUCCUACAAUCCGCGUAUUUCAUUUUUAUCACAUUGUCAACUAUUGGAUUUGGCGAUUUCGUGCCCGGGGAUUCAAUCAAACCGGUAUUUUGUUGUUUUUACUUGUUGAUUGGGAUCUCCAUGGUAGCCAUGUGUUUCACACUGAUGCAAGAAGAGGUACGUACAAAAUUUCGACGGACUGAACAAGGUGUUCGGACAAUGUCAAUCGAACUGCACUGGCCACCAAUUAGCCAGAGUGGCUAUAGUGUAGAUCUAGUCGAUGCAGGUCAUCACACAGGUAUCAUUUAUCUGAUGUGCAGCAUCCCCAAAACUCGUUCAAUCCAACCACCCACUCAUCCCCAGCCCCGCCCAGUCCCGUCCCGUCCCCAUUUUCAUAACGUGUUGUGUGUCUGUAUGACCGGUAGUGCGCUCAUCCAAAUUAUGUCAUCAGCCACCUAUUUCGUGUUUACUCACCGCCAGUUCCUCAUCUCGACUGAAAAAUGUGUCGUAAAUAUUCUUCUCUCCAGCCACACAUUGCCCCCGUUCUAUCUCCCCCCGCCCCCACCCCCUGUUGAAUUCAUUGUCCAAAUGACUUGGUACUCUGUGUGUGACAUUUUUAGUGUUGUUCCCCAUUGGCUACUCAUUUUCCGUCCAUUGUGCAAACUGAUCACAUGA
Molecule: messenger RNA, 1131 nt
Organism: Echinostoma caproni
Lineage: Eukaryota; Metazoa; Platyhelminthes; Trematoda; Plagiorchiida; Echinostomatidae
Source: the annotation of a GenBank genome assembly